GGUUCUUUUCUCCCGCCACAUGAAGCCAACGAUAAAAACCCAAAUUGGAACAUUUCCCCAAUAUUUCCCGCCAUCAAAAACCCUAACUCUCGUGACUCUCUGGUUUUUCCGACCCCAAUUCUCUCCUUUUUCCCGGAAAAUUUCGCAUUUUCCCAGCAUUUAAGAGCUCAUUUCGGCUCCUUACGGAAAUCUAGGGGUUUCGUCAUAUCCAAUCUGAUAAUGGCAGUGCUAAAUUGGAAGCACCACGCGCUCAUUCAAUCGUUGCUAUCACGUGGCCCUCUAAAGGAAAAGGAGUUCCAUUCCAUCUUCACUGGCAUCACUGGUCAAAAUCCAGGUACCCAUCAAGAAAAAUUUAAUGAUUAUCUUCUCAAGAUAAACAGGGAACUUUCGUUUGUUCAGUUGGAUUUAAGGGCUUGUAGAGAUCAAUAUGAUGGUCAAGUUUAUUAUGGAGUUGUCAAUAAUGUUUCCGACGAACAAUCAAAGCUUGGAACCAGAUAUUCUGUCCCACAAAUUGCUUUCUUUAAGGCCAUUAUUGAGGCAAUAGCACAAGAUGUUACAGCGCAGGGUACCAUAUCCAACAUUGAUGCUCUCAAUAUUAAAUUGGAGAACCAGGUUCUUAACAGCUUAGGAUCACAAUCUCAGGAUGGUUCACUUAAUGUUCCUGCUGCAUUCAGGAAUUUCACAUUGUCUCAGAAGGAAAAAACUCUUGAUCAACUUGUGCAGGACAAGUGGCUUUGUUUCACUGAAGAUGGUAAUGUUGGAGUUGGUGUCAGGUCCAUUCUUGAUCUGCGCAGUUGGUUCCGUAAUGCUGAGGUUCCUUCAUGUGAAGUGUGCAAUGAAGCUGGAUUGAAGGCCAAAUUGUGCCCUAAUGAAGGUUGUACAGUUCGAAUUCACCAGUACUGCCUAAAAAGGAGAGUUUGUCAGAGGGGUGUAAUAGUUUGUCCAAGUUGUGAUACUCAGUGGCAAUAUCAACCACCCAAGGCAGAACCCAUAGAACUAGAGGAUGAAGCAAGUGGGCCCACUCAAAGCCAGCCACCUUCCAGAUCCACUCAGAGCCAGCCACCUCUAAGAUCCAGGAGAAAGAGGCAAAGACUCAGCCAAAAUGAUGAUGCAGAAACCGCAGGAUGUAGUUCUCAGGCUGCAUCACAAGCUGAUUCUGAUAUGAGAAGAGUAACUAGGAGUUCUGCACGCCUGAGGUGAAUGUAGAGGGGCAAAUUAGAUGGUGAUUACUGUACAUUUUGUUAGAAAAUGAACUUGUGUUCAUGAAGUAUGCUUAUAUGAUUUUGUGAAGUAAUUGUGGAUGACUCAACCUUUUGGAUGCCCAAUCUGGCAAAACUUAAUUAUUUAUCUUGUAUUCAUAAUUAGCUUGAAGGUAUUUGGUGAUUAAUUAUACACCCCAUUUGACUUCAGAAAUGGGAUUUCCUUCAUUCA
This is a messenger RNA of Theobroma cacao (cacao), 1431 nucleotides long. RefSeq names its product embryo defective 1379. Gene Ontology annotation, cellular component: Smc5-Smc6 complex; nucleus. The record is from RefSeq and is a predicted model, not a curated record. Gene Ontology annotation, molecular function: ubiquitin-protein transferase activity. Gene Ontology annotation, biological process: double-strand break repair via homologous recombination. Lineage: Eukaryota; Viridiplantae; Streptophyta; Magnoliopsida; Malvales; Malvaceae.